Molecule: messenger RNA, 772 nt
Organism: Culex quinquefasciatus (southern house mosquito)
Lineage: Eukaryota; Metazoa; Arthropoda; Insecta; Diptera; Culicidae
Product: deoxycytidylate deaminase
Exons: 1
Coding region: 91-672 (193 amino acids)
Biological process (GO): dUMP biosynthetic process; dTMP biosynthetic process
Cellular component (GO): cytoplasm
Molecular function (GO): dCMP deaminase activity; zinc ion binding
Source: RefSeq, a predicted model, not a curated record
UUUUGUCACUUGAUUUGGCGCAAUUUCCCAAAAACAUUUCAACGCGGAUUCCAUUGUUCCGAGUGUAACCCGUAUCCAAAAAAACCAGCAAUGACCGAGAAGGAAGUGACCGAUUCGCUGACCAAGCUGUCCCUGGAGCAGAAGCGGGCCGACUAUCUGGACUGGAACGAGUACUUUAUGGCGACGGCGUUUUUGGCCGCGAAACGAAGCAAGGAUCCAAACACCCAGGUGGGCGCGUGCAUCGUGAAUGACGAGAGGAAGAUCGUCGGAGUUGGUUAUAAUGGGUUCCCGAUCGGGUGUGGGGACGAUGACUUUCCCUGGGGGAAGAACUCGAAUGAUCCGUUGGAUACGAAGUAUCUGUACGUUUGCCAUGCCGAGAUGAAUGCGAUUUUGAACAAAAACAGUUCGGAUGUGAAGAAUUGCACAAUGUACGUGGCGUUGUUUCCGUGCAACGAGUGCGCGAAGAUCAUCAUCCAGUCGAGGAUCCGGGAGGUGAUUUACAUGUCUGACAAGCACGCGCUUAAGAAGUCGACGAUUGCCUCGAAGAAGAUGUUUGACGCCGCGGGGGUUAAGUACUGGCAGUUUGUGCCCAAGAGUAGCAGGAUUGUGAUAGACUUUUCGGAAAUUGACUGGGAUAAUUUGAACCAGCUGCCGGCGACACCGAGGAGAUGAGCUGACACCAAAGAAAUGUGACGCAUGUGUUUUUUUUUAUCAUAAACAGUUAUAAUUUAUUGAUUAUAAACUUCUCUUCUAUAAAUAGCUUGUGGAUAUA